AUGGCUAUAAUAACGGACUUACCCAUUGAUGUGAUUAUUAUCAUCUUGUGCAAUAAGAGCAUCAGCUUUAAGGAUAUUAUAAGUUUAGCUCUCUCAUGCAACAAAUUUUACAAUUUAUUAACCACUAAUAAUGAACUUUGGCAGAAGAAAUUUUAUCAGAGAUGGCCUCAUCUAAGAGAAGAAUAUGACGAACAGCUGUGCCUAGAAAAUAAAGGUUUUCUUGAACAAGUAAAAGCAGAGAAUCUGAUUUCACACAAAGAUAUCACGCAAGAAAAUCUUCUUUCAUACCUGCAGUAUUAUCGUUUAAAGAAGAAGGUGCACGAAUUUCUAAAUUAUCCUGAGAAACAACAGAUUUUAGAAAAAGCAGUCUUUAUUGUAGCACAAUGGUAUCAACUCGUGUAUCAACGCCAGAACCAGAAAUAUAUGUCUUACUUGUAUGUGAGUACGUCACUGCAUAAGAUUACAGAGCAGGUAUUGGAGUGCCUUCGAAAUGAAUAUCCUGCGCAUCCAAUAUGCUCAAUAUCAGAAGAGCAGCUUUCUUUUUGGGAAAACAAUAAUAUCGAUGAUAAUCAUUGGAAUAGCAUAGAAGGAAGACAGAUUAUAGAGAGUCUUUGUAAAGUUUUAUAUGAUAAAUUACGUUUUCGUGGAACUGAGAGUAACAUUCUCAAAUACUCUUGCAGAUUAGAUUACGUUUUUAAACAUAAAAUUGGUACCACUGUAAUUCUGGCAACAAUAUAUCAUAGUGUGGCGAGAAGACUUGGAAUACGCUGCGAUAUAAUAUUCCACAAAUUUAAGGAGGAGUUCUUCUUAUGCUGGAGAGCGAAAUAUCAUACCACAAAUCUCAAAGAAGAAGAAUGUUUUGACAUUGAAUUCAUGCGUAAUGAACAAACAGUCGGUACAAAUGACUGUCCUAUAAUUAAUAUUGCAAAAUAUGGUAUUGAUGAAUAUACGAAGAAAAGUCCUGUAGAGCUUUGCUUAUGUCAUAAUCUUUAUUUCAAGGUGAUGACAUAUAUGAAUACUAAUUUGUAUUUAGAAAUUGGUGACGUAGAAAGUGCAACACAAAUGUAUGGGAAAUUACAGAAUCUAAUAAACCAGUACACUUGUAAUUGAAGAACUAGGUCUCAUAUAUGUACAGCAUCAGACGGAUUUAUCCAAUCUCAUAGUUAUGUUGCAGAAGAUUCGGGUACCCUAAUAAAAAUAUUUUUCUGAAAAUUUAACGAAAUUUUGCUGAAAUAUAUUUGAAAAGUUCUCUCAAUUGACCCCAU
This is a messenger RNA of Linepithema humile (Argentine ant), 1265 nucleotides long. The record is from RefSeq and is a predicted model, not a curated record. NCBI's taxonomy places the organism in Eukaryota, Metazoa, Arthropoda, Insecta, Hymenoptera, Formicidae.